AUGCAAGAUGCACCGCAGGGCUUGUUGGCGCCUGGAGCUUGCCCGUUCGUAGGUGUAGUCGAAACGACCAUUGACGCGCUGCGUCUUGUUAUAGCCGCUAGGUCUGGACUUAUUCCCCGUAUCGUGCGGCGCCUGAGCGACGCCGAACGUAGGUCGAUGAUCAUGUCUGGAGCCGUAUUCGUUUACAGCGCGGAGGAGAGCCACAUCAAACGGUGGACGGACGGGUUGACGUGGUCUCCUUCUCGCAUUGUCGGUAAUUUCCUCGUAUAUCGUGAGCUUAUGCCCUCGGGGUGUAAUUUUGAACGAGACGUAUCGGGAACGCAGACAUCUCUUCCAGCGACGACUAGCUGGUCGCUAAGGAGAGGUCACUGCACUGAGAAACUGAAUGGGUUGUCCAAGAAGACCAUCACCGUCGUAGCUGACGGAACGGCCCACCAUGUAGUUGCAUACUACUCAGAGGAAGAUGUCCUCUCCGGCCGACUACAGAGGCCUGUGAGGAGAUCCGAUUUAGCCCAGGUCGCUGUACCUCUCUCAAUGGUCUAUGCCACCAACUUUCGCUAUCCGCCUCAUAUUGAGCUUGGAAUGAAUGGUCUGUACUAUGUGUAA
Molecule: messenger RNA, 606 nt
Organism: Stereum hirsutum FP-91666 SS1
Lineage: Eukaryota; Fungi; Basidiomycota; Agaricomycetes; Russulales; Stereaceae
Exons: 5
Coding region: 1-606 (201 amino acids)
Molecular function (GO): DNA binding
Source: RefSeq, a predicted model, not a curated record